AUGAAACGCCAUAACUGGACCUUCGAAACUCCAUUAUCCGAACUAGCCCAAUAUACAGAGGAAAUUAACAAAAGUUUGAGGGAUGAUCGCAAGGUAAGAUCCAAUGCCAAAACACGUUUUCGACAAUUAGGGCUUACUAAGGAACAAGUAGAAAUUCUCAUUCCUAUUCGACCUACUGGAAAGCCUUGCAGACAAGUAGUAGGGCGAGAUGAGUCAGUUCAACGUUAUGGUAUCAUGAACGACCCACCUUGCAAUUGUUCGAAGGGAACUCAGAAGAACCAG
Messenger RNA from Funneliformis geosporum, 282 nucleotides. The record is from the annotation of a GenBank genome assembly. NCBI's taxonomy places the organism in Eukaryota, Fungi, Glomeromycota, Glomeromycetes, Glomerales, Glomeraceae.